Geodia barretti is the source of this 4850-nucleotide messenger RNA. Lineage: Eukaryota; Metazoa; Porifera; Demospongiae; Tetractinellida; Geodiidae. The record is from the annotation of a GenBank genome assembly.
GGGUCAAGGUGCACAAAUUAGCUCCGCCCACAAUAGUAUCCGGAGUACGUGGGUGUAGCAGUCACGUGUAUAAAUUACGGAUAGUAUCCGGAGUGGGGUGAUCGAUCGCGAGCGAUCGCGAGGAGCGAUUGAAGCCAAAGCCACAGGCAAAGAGAAAGAGAGAGGAGAAAGAGAGAAGAAAAAACAACAGCGUAUGCUCUCCGAGAAGGUUAAGAAAGACCAGAAACACCAGUGGGAAAGGCAGAACAACUCAGAAUGUCUCCCUGCAGCAGAGGACUCGCGGUUUUGGUUUUCCUAGUCGUUCUUUCGCAGAGCCACUCGGCUGACAUCAUUCACGAGAAGGGACUGUGCAUCUGGAAGGGGCAGUGUGCACCUGGCGACUGCCCAAGGGCAAAUGACGACGGCUUCUACAACAUUUUCAAUAACACUGAGGCGUAUGAAGUGACCAAAAACGAAGAUCCUGAUUGGUAUGGCCUUAUCACCGAACUAUGCCCCCUUUAUGCUCACAAAGACAAUGAUACUGCUGAAGUCUGCUGCACGGCCACCCAACUCAGCACACUCAAGAGGAACAUCGGGAAGGCCCAGUCCCUCAUAAAUCGCUGUCCCGCUUGCCUCUCAAAUUUCAUCCAGCACUACUGCGUCAUAACGUGCGACCCCGACAGUUCGCUCUUUAUGGACGCGACGACCCUGGUUUCCAGUGCCAACGUCACUUAUGUCAAAGACAUCACAGUCUAUAUCACCGAUCACUACGCAAACGACUUGUACGACUCGUGCGCAAACGUCAAAUUUGCCGGAGGAGGUGCUGGCGUUAUGAGCCUUCUGUGCGGAAGUGCAAAUUGCAACGCGGCGAAGUUCCUCUCGUUCCAAGGAGACCCAACCCAGAAUGGGGAGUCGCCCUUUCUCAUCAAAUACAACAUAACCAACAGUACGAAACCGUAUCCGAACAACAUCACCCACGAAAACGACACGGGUAUUCGUCGAUUCUACCGCUGCGACCAGAACGUUACCGGAGGCUACGGAGGUGUCGGGGUGUGCAGCUGCUCGGACUGCCCGAGCACGUGCCCAGCUCCGCCCAAAUUCAACGUCACACACCUCCCUUUCAGAGUGAUAGCCUGGGGGGUCGGAGCAACCGGACUCUUCAUCAGUACCGUGAUUUUCAUCGCCGCACUCUCGACGUCGGUGUAUUUCGGGUUUUUCCGCAAGAAGAAAUCGGGGUACGAGCGAAUAUCGGGCGCUGGUAGCCCGCCUCCGUCGAGACAGACGUACGGGGCCGCGGGGAAAGACAUUGACAACAGAGAAUCGUCGAAUAAUUCCAGUCUCAACUCCGACAGAGAAGACGAGCGGGUGGACGGUGAUGGAGGAGGAGGAGGAGGGGGCCCUUGCCUGCUGUUGCCAGGGACCCUCUCGUUUGGUCUGUUUUUCUUCACCGUGACAACGGACCCCGUGGAGCUAUGGUCCGCCCCCAACAGCCGAGCGAGACUCGAAAAGAACUACUUUGACGAGAAUUUCGGGCCGUUCUUCCGCACGGAGCAGAUCCUGGUGAAGGCGAAGCCGUUUGUUCAGGAAUUCAACGUCACUGUCCCUCAACAAGCUGUACAAUGGACCUUUGGAGCCGUUUACAAUGAUUCUCUUCUGCGCGAGGUGUACCACAUUCAGAACCACCUGGCCACAAUGGAAGUGGAGUACAAUGAUGGGUCGGGGAACAAGCCGAACAUCACACUGCAAGACAUCUGCUUCUCGCCGCUCGCUCCUCAGAACAGAAACUGCACCAUCGAAAGUGUUCUCAACUACUUCCAGAACAACGUGACGUUCAUCGACUAUAAUAAUCCAGUAGACUUUUUCUAUCAUUAUCCACUGCAUUUCCACUACUGCACCAGAUUUCCUUUCUCGCAGAAUGAUUCUCAGUUUCAUUUCAACAUCCCCUGUGUUGGAGAGUACGGUGGAGAUAUUGACCCCAAAGUCGCCCUCGGAGGCUUUCCAGAAUCUGAGAGUGGUUAUAACUAUGACCUGGCAACGCUGCUCGUGGUGACGUUUGUCGUCAAUAACCACGUGCGGGACGAGGACAACAAGAAGGCGAUGGCCUGGGAACAGGCCAUGCUGGAUUAUCUCCACGACUACAAGAAACAUCACACCAAAUACAUCGACAUUGAAUAUAUGACAGAGCGCUCUAUUAUUGACGAGAUAAAUCGUGAGAGCGAAACUGACGUCAUAACCAUCAUAAUCAGCUAUCUGCUCAUGUUCGUUUACAUCACCAUCUUCCUCGGCCACGUGCGGAGCGUCAAAACCAUCUGCGUUGAUUCAAAGCUAGGUGUCGGUCUAGUUGGAGUUCUACUGGUGCUCGUAGCCGUGACAUCAUCGCUAGGGAUGUACAGCUAUCUCGGGAUCGAAUCAUCUCUCAUCAUUCUGGAGGUCGUGCCGUUUUUGGUUCUGGCAGUUGGUGUUGACAAUCUCUUUAUAUUGGUCCACUCUUACGAGACGACUGCAUUCCUCCUCGGUGCCGUCUCGGUCAUGCCGGCCGUCCGCACCUUCUCCCUCGCCGCGGGGACGGCUGUGUUCUUCAAUCUCCUCCUCCAGCUGUCGGUUUUUGUGGCAGUCAUGGCUCUGGACGCCAUGAGGCAGCUGCGAAACCGUGUCGAUCUGCUACUCUGCUUCCAACUUGGCGGAAAAUUCGACCCUCGUGUCGGCAUUGAUUUCGUCGCAAAAUUCAUGACGUACUUCUCCAAAUUUGUCCUCUAUCCCCUCGUCCGCCCGUUUGUUCUCCUGUUUUUCUGUCUGACUCUGACGAUGUCCGUCAUCCUCAUGUUCAAGCUGCAGAUCGGACUCAACCAGAACCUAGCUCUCCCCAAGGAUUCGUACCUCAUUCCCUAUUUCAACGAACUAUUUGCCAACCUCCACACCGGGUCGCCUGUCUACUUCGUGAUACGAGAGGGCGUCAAUUUCACGAACGAGACGAACCAGAACUUCAUCUGCUCCAGUUCGGGCUGCAGCGACCACAGCCUUGGGAACCAGAUCGCCAUUUAUGCCAGAAGCCCUAGAGAUUCUGGAAUCGCCGAGUCGGCACUAAACUGGAUGGAUUCCUACUUUGCUUGGAUCUCUUUCGACGGCGGUUGCUGUGGUUACUACAACACGACCACACCUUCUGACCCAGUCAUGUGCGAUAAACCAGAACUUGGAACGGAAUGUCUCCCGUGCAUCCCGACCAGUCGACCGAGUCCAACAGAGUUCCGUCAGUUCAUCAGAUUCUUUCUGGCGCAGAACCCGAACGCCACGUGUGCCUCGGCCGGACACGCUGCCUUUGGUGACGCUGUCAUACUCGAGGAAGACAACGAGACCACCUGGACGUCAAACGUGAUGACUUACCACGACAGUCUACAGACCUCCUCACAAUUCAUCAACGCCCUCAAGAGAGCUCGAGAGCUGAGUUCAAACGUGUCAGCAGAAUCUGGCGGAGUUCUCGACAUAUUCCCAUACUCCAUCUUCUACGUCUAUUACGAACAGUACUUGACCACUGUCAGAGAUAUGACUCUCAAUCUUGGCCUUGCUCUGGUUGCGGUCCUGCUGGUAUCGUUCUUUCUCAUGGGACUGAACCUGUGGGCGGCCCUGGUCAUAGUCGGUACGGUAGCGAGCAUCAUUCUACACAUGCUGGGCUCCAUGGCCGUUCUGGGGAUAAAUGCCAAUGCCGUUUCGCUCGUCAAUCUGGUCAUGACUGUUGGUAUUGCAGUGGAGUUCUGCGCCCACAUUGUCCGCUGGUUUGUCUCUUGUCACGAGAGGUCGAGAGUCGAAAGAGCAGAAUCAUCUCUUCGCCACAUGGGAGCCUCCGUAUUCAGCGGUAUCACGGUGACAAAGUUCCUGGGGGUCUUUGUGUUGCUAUUCGCCAAGUCUCAGUUGUUUGAGGUCUACUAUUUCAGGAUGUACAUGUGCAUGCUGCUGUGGGGAGCUCUGCACGGGCUGGUACUGCUACCUGUUGUCCUUAGUUACAUCGGCCCUCCCUACUGCCCCAACAGGACGAAGUCCCCCUAUAAUGACUCUCGUCUUGGUCAGAUCCCAGCUGUCCCUACCAACACAGCAGACCAGAAAAACCAGCCUGUAACCAGUUACGAUCCUGCUGCUCCGCCUACUGAUCCACCCAGUUAUGGAGGGUAUCUUGCAGCCACGCCCACAACUAACGGAGGGGGCGGUGGCCGGCUGUACCCUGACCUCUGGGACGGAGCCGGAGAGUAUCCCGUGGCAACACGACCACGAGAUGGGUGUAACCAGCCGAACGAGACCUCGGCACUUCUAAACUGACAGAACAAAAAAAUUAAUGUGUGUCUUGAGACUCCAUAAGUGUGGCUAUUUCACUCCUUGAACGUGUGCAUAUCGUGCAGUGUUUUAUUGGCAUAAUAGUAUGUAAUUGAACUGUGCAAACUUAUUAAUUAUUUGUCUUGUGGAAUCAAUUCACAACAAAAAGUUAAAAAAUAGCUCAUCUUAUCUUUACACCAAAUAAAACAUCACACACAUACAUGUACAUAUGCACAAAUAAUGUCACAAUAGUUUACAGCCAGCUCCUUUGAUAGUACAGGCUUGGCCCGUAUUCAUUCCGGUCCAUCCCAUCCACAAAUGGGAUACCAACUGGUCCACCCCCGGUGGAGCAGACGCAGUCGUCGUCGUGGUUACAGCAGGGGGCGACUUUCUCGGUCCAGUCCAUGUCGUCGAGCUGGGCCUUGGGCGGUGUUCCGAUGGACUGAGUGUGCUCCUUGAUUAUUGCGUCCAAUUCUUCCAGGAGUCCCGUGUAAUCACUUGCAUCUAGCGGAAUAGCUUCAGAUGGAUCUUGUGCAAGAUUGUAGAGAAUGGGCGGAUUGUGGGUCUGA